AUUAAAGCAAUAUUAUUACCAAGCUACUAGAUCAAGCGAGCAAGAAGAGCUUAAUACCGAGAUCCUGGAAGCCUAUCUGAAUACCUCAAUUAUUACGGAAGCCUUAAUUACUCUUAUUAUUAUACGGAAUCUGUCCUAUACUCUUAUUAAAUAGCCAGAGUUCCAUACCUUUUGCCAAGUACUCAAUCGAGCUAUUAAGGGCAAAAUUACGACUUCUCAUUCAGGAAUUACUAGCUCAGUCAAAGAAGCUUGGGAGCGGCACCAGGAUACCGUAUAACAAGUUCUCCAGGCUAUACUCUCACUUAUUUAUAUCUCUCUUAAUAUCUGGACCUCUCUAAAUCGAUUACUUUUACUUAUAAUCUAUAGCCAUUUU
Hyaloscypha bicolor E is the source of this 373-nucleotide messenger RNA. RefSeq lists its product as uncharacterized. The transcript has a single exon. The record is from RefSeq and is a predicted model, not a curated record. NCBI's taxonomy places the organism in Eukaryota, Fungi, Ascomycota, Leotiomycetes, Helotiales, Hyaloscyphaceae. The annotation marks the transcript as partial.